Molecule: messenger RNA, 5422 nt
Organism: Polyodon spathula (Mississippi paddlefish)
Lineage: Eukaryota; Metazoa; Chordata; Actinopteri; Acipenseriformes; Polyodontidae
Gene: tbcd
Product: tubulin folding cofactor D
Exons: 40
Coding region: 112-3711 (1199 amino acids)
Biological process (GO): microtubule cytoskeleton organization; adherens junction assembly; post-chaperonin tubulin folding pathway
Cellular component (GO): lateral plasma membrane
Molecular function (GO): beta-tubulin binding; GTPase activator activity
Source: RefSeq, a predicted model, not a curated record
CGGCGGGUGAAAGUUGAAUCUCACAGACAAAACAGAGGGGCGGUUGGUUGCGCAUCUGUUAUAGAUUUCAUUCUGCGACACAAGUGACAGUUCGGUAAAAUAAAUACAACAAUGGCGUUAAGUGACUUGGAAGUAGAUGUCUGCGACAGAGAAGAUGAAGGAUCAACGGAGCCUGAUGUAAUUGCACAGGGGAACGUUCUAGAAACCUUUAGCGAAAGAGAGGAGACUCGCAGUUUAAUUUGCAGCCUGAAGAAUGUCUAUGAGGAUUUGACUGCAUUGGAGGUGACAACUCAGAAAUUCCUUGUUAUAAUGGAUAAAUACCAAGAACAGCCCCAUCUCCUGGACCCACAUCUCGAAUGGAUGUUAAAUUUGUUGCUUGAAAUAGUACGAGAUAAGAAGUCUCCACCAGCAUUGACAGCAUUGGGAUUUAAAUUUCUCUAUAUCAUCUCUAAGGUGCGUGGUAGCAAGUGUUUUCUGAGACUCUUUCCUCAUGAGGUUGCCGAUGUAGAGCCUGUGUUGGACCUUCUCUGCCUGCAAGAUCCAAAAGGCUAUGAGACUUGGGAGACCCGCUACAUGCUGCUCCUGUGGUUGUCCAUGACAUGCCUGAUUCCUUUUGAUCUCUCUCGCCUCGAUGGAAACAUCACAACACAGAGCAGACAGGCCAGAGUGCCCAUCAUGGAUCGAAUUCUCACUGUUGCUAAGUCUUACCUGACAGUUAGUGACAAGGCCAGGGAUGCUGCUGCUGUUCUGGUAUCAAAGUUUGUUAUCCGGCCAGAUGUCAAGCAGAAGAGGCUGGCAGACUUCUUGGACUGGAACCUCUCGACUCUGUCUCAGGCUUCCUACCAGACCAUGGAGGGGACAGUGGUGGUGGACGGCAUGCUGCAGUCUCUGGCUCAGUUGUUCAAGCAUGGAAAAAGGGAUGAUUUCUUACCUUACUCUCCCACGGUCCUCCAGUGCCUUGAUAACUGCAAGCUGUCUGAGAGUAACCAGACCAUCCUCCGCAAGCUGGGGAUGAAGCUUGUUCAGCGACUGGGACUCACCUUCCUGAAGCCAAAGGUCGCCAAGUGGAGGUAUCAACGUGGGAGCAGGUCUUUGGCUGCCAACCUUUCGAUCUCCACUCAGGGUCAGCCAUAUGCAGUAGCACAAAGCACAGAACUGACAGACAAAGAAGAGGAGGAAGGAUAUGACAUCCCAGAAGAGAUGGAGAAUGUCAUAGAACAAUUGCUGGUUGGAUUGAAAGAUAAAGACACUAUUGUCAGGUGGUCUGCAGCAAAAGGCAUUGGCAGGGUGACCGGUAGACUUCCUAAAGACUUGGCAGAUGACGUGGUUGGCUCAGUGCUGGACUGCUUUAGCUUCAAAGAGACAGACAACGCCUGGCAUGGGGGCUGCUUGGCACUGGCAGAGCUGGGAAGGAGAGGCCUACUGCUUCCAUCCAGACUCCCAGAUGUGGUCCCUGUAAUUCUGAAGGCUCUGACUUAUGAUGAGAAGAGGGGUGCUUGCAGUGUGGGCUCCAAUGUCCGAGACGCUGCCUGCUAUGUGUGCUGGGCCUUUGCGCGUGCCUACGACCCACUGGAACUCAAGCCGUUUGUCACUCCCAUAGCCUGUGCCCUGGUGAUAGCUGCUGUGUUUGAUCGGGAUGUCAAUUGCAGAAGAGCUGCUUCUGCUGCCUUCCAGGAGAAUGUUGGGAGACAGGGUACAUUCCCACAUGGCAUCGACAUUCUCACCACAGCAGACUACUUCACUGUUGGAAACCGGACAAACUGUUUCUUAAACAUAAGUGUAUAUAUUGCCAGUUUCCCAGAGUACACCCAGCCUAUGAUAGACCAUCUAGUAAACAUGAAGAUAAACCACUGGGAUGGUGUGAUUCGAGAACAGGCCACCAAAGCUCUGCACAACCUUACACCAAAGGCCCCCGAAUACAUGGCUGAGGCUGUUUUGCCAAAGCUGUUGCCACUGGCAGUGGGUGUGGACUUGCAUACCCGCCAUGGAGCCAUCUUAGCGUGCGCUGAAAUUACACACGCACUUUACAAACUGGCACUGGAGACAAAUAGACCUGUAACUGAUUUUCUGAAAGAUGCCUCAAUAGAAGGACUCAAAGGCAUUCACGAGAAGCUGUUCAGUAAGCAGCAGUACAGAGGAUUUGGUGGUGAACUGAUGAGACCAGCAGUUUGUUCUCUUAUAGAAAAAACGUCUUUGUCUAAAAUGCCUUACAAGAAUGACCCUAUUAUUGGUGGGUGGCAAUGGUUGAUCGAUGACAGCUUAAAAAGUAUCCAUCUCUUCUCUAGCGCAGCAAAACAGAAGAUAAAGGAGGCUGCUGUCUCAGCCCUGGCUGCUUUGUGCAAUGAGUACUAUCGAAGUGCAGACGGAGCAGUGGACCCUACCAUUCAGGACGAGCUGGUGAGCCGUUACAUUGUGCAGCUGCAGAGCGCUGAGGAGAUGACUCGCUGUGGAUAUGCGCUCGCCCUGGGAGCCCUGCCUCAGUUCAUGCUCCGUGGCAAACUGCAGCAGGUGCUAGAAGGCCUAAGGAAGACCACUAGCAUCAGUGUGAAGGAUGUCAGCUUCGCAGAGGCAAGGAAGGAUGCUCUGAAAGCCACUGCACAGGUCUGUGCGACUGUAGGCGUGUCUCUGGGAGGCUCCCCUGAUUCGGUGGUUUGUGAGCAGAAUGUUCCUCAGAUUUACAGCACCCUGCUGGAGUGCAUGAGAGACUACACCACCGACAGCAGAGGGGAUGUCGGAUCCUGGGUGCGGGAGGCUGCAAUCACUAGUAUUAUGAAGGUGACAUUUCUCCUCGUCCAGAGUCACCCAGAACUCAUCUCACCUGACAUUUGCAGCCGAAUGCUGUGCUGCCUGGCUCAGCAGUCCGCAGAGAAGAUUGACAGGUAUCGGGCUCAUGCUGGCUCAGUGUUCCUGCAAAUCCUGCACUUCAAUAACCCUGCAGUACCUCACAUCCCCCACCGGGAGGAGCUCUUGAGGGUCUUUCCCAGCUCGGAAGCAGAGACAUUAAACUGGAACGCCCCCUCUCAGGCUUUUCCUCGUAUCACUCAGCUGCUGGGAAUGCCUGCCUACCAGUACCACACCCUGCUGGGGCUGUCCGUCUCUGUGGGAGGACUGACAGAGUCUACGGUUCGAUUCUCAGCCCAGUCCCUCUUUGAUUAUCUUAAGACGAUACAACAGGACGCGACUGCCAUGAACAAUUUUGGGUGCACUUUGCUGCAGAUCUUCAGGGAUAAUGUGCGGAAUGACAGGGUCUCCAUCCCCCUGCUGAAGAUGAUUGAUCAGAUGCUGGCCAAUGGAUGCUUUGAUAUCUUUGCAAAAGAAGAAAAUCAUCAGUUUGGCAUUGACUUGCUUGCUCUUUGCAAAGAAGAAAUCAGGAAGUCCAAAGACAUCCAGAAGCUUCGAUCCAGCAUUGCUGUAUUUUGCGGCCUGAUUCAGUUCCAAGGGGACAUCCGGAAGAAGGUUCUGUUGCAGCUUUUGAUGCUGCUCUGUCACCCAUUCCCUGUUAUAAGAAAAACAACAGCGAGCCAGGUGUAUGAAAUGCUGUUGAUUUACGAUGAUGUCAUCGACCUGGCCGUGAUGGAGGAGGUGAUGACGAUGCUCAGCGACACCAACUGGGAAGCUGAACUGACCACAGUAAGAACACAGAGGAAUCAACUGUGCGAAUUGCUGGGUGUCCAGAAGCCUACUCUGGUUGUCAAGAGUUCGGUCCAGUAGCCAGUAGGAUGGCUUGAAGAGGAACUGUUGAGCACACUGAUAACUGCAUGCAGAGUACUUCAAACUAUUAAUCAGUACCCACUGGUAUUUUAAGGCAGUUGUGCGAUGCACUGUUACGAAUAAACCUCUCAUUAUAAUAAAAGGAUUAAAUCACUUUUCUAAUUUAAAAUCCCAAUACAUACCGACCACCUCAGUUACCUGUGCUCACUAAUGAACUGCUUUAAAACCAUGUUGUAAUGAAUAUUCUGAUAAAGCUUGCUCUUUUGAAACCAGUUUGCUAUUAUUAAUGUUUGUUUGUUUGUUUGUUUGUUUGUUUUUGUAUUGUUCAUGUACCGUUUGAAUCAACUGUAUUGCUUUGUAAAGAGGUGGAACAGUAUGUAGCUAGGCUUGUUAAUUAAAAUCUCUUUGUAAAAAUCUGAGGUCCUUUGGGGAAAUAACAACUGAAUCCCCAGUUACAUUUGAUGAUUCAUAAAAUUAUUGCUAUGGAAAUGUUCUUAUUAUUACAAAAGGCUGUUGUGUUGUAUUGCUCUGACACAGCAGUGCGCAGUCAAGAGGGAUAUAGUUUUAUUCCAGUAUAUUAUAACAUGGUUCAGAAUAUCCUUUGAUAUGAGGCAGUGAGAUUAAAUCAUAUCUUCCAGACUUGUUGCAGAAGAAACUGGAGAAUGUCAGGCUAGGGAAACUAUGGUUAAAUCAGCAUAAAGGUUAAUAAAACUAUAGCUCUUUAGUGCAGCAGAGAUAACAUGAGCCAAUAAACAAGAGAUUCCCUAAAAGCCCUUUUGUUUUUUAAGUAAUUUUCAUACAAACAAAUGCAGCAAUUCCUUUUCAGGGCAGCUCAAAGUGAUCCAGUCUCAUGUUGGUUGCUAAGGGUUACAGGCAGAUUUUUAAAUUAAUUAGCAUAGUAUUACUGUCACUUUUAUAAGCCCUUAACUCUUAUUUGUUUAAAUUAAUGUUGUUAAACAAAACAGAAAGUUUAGGUUUUUGUGGGAAAAUGUCUAACUUGUUCAUAUUCUCAUGGUGUUUUGCCUUAUAUAGCGUGUUGAUACAGGGAAGACCUUGAAGGCUAAUUUGGUUGCCAUAGCAGCCAGAACCCCUUAAAUGUUAAAAACAACGGUCCUCAAAGUGAAACAAAGUGAGUGUGUUCCUCAGCGGAGCUCCAGCUACCUAGCCUAUAUGUUUGAAAACUAACUUCAGAAGGAUCAGGGAACCAAUUAUUUCAAUCCUUUUAAUAUACUUUUUUGUUCUUCCUUUGGGUACACUAUGUCCUUGUUUUUAAGUUGCUGUUUUUUUAAGCAUUUUAUUUAUUUUUUAUUAUUUAAAGAUCAAACCUGGGAGAAUUUUUGUAGUUAAUUUUAAGGUGAAGGAAUAGAAAGCAAAACGUAGCUGCUCUUUCUCUCGCUCUUCUUUGUCUCGCUCUUUCUUUUCCAGUUAGAAAUUAAUGUUGCUUGUACUAGAAAAUAAAACAGCAAUGUCCAUAUGUAAACAGGCAUGCCAACUGUAUAAUGUACAAGCUGUUGUAACUCAUCUGAAUGUCCUUCAUUACCUGUUUGAGCUGUGGUCGCAGCUGAUGUAGGUCCAGCUCAGUUAUUACCAGGUUCAACAGUGAGAUGGUGUGUGUGCCAGCUUGUAAUUGUGCGCAGGAGGAAAAUGACUGUUGCUCCACAUGUACAGUGUGUGGGGAAUCUGCUGAAAAUAAAAUCUCCAGUUAAAUCGU